AUGGCUGCGUCCUUGCAGACGAAAAUUUUUCCAAAUUGUUUUCAAAACGUCCAAAAAUAUAUAUUUAGUGCUGCUAAAAGAUUCGCACACUCAAUAGAUAAGCCCCUGGUGGUGAAAGAGCAGAUUGGAAAAGUCUGUCUCAUUGCCAUCAACCGCCCAGAGAAACGGAAUGCCGUUGACAAGGCAACAGCUAAAGAACUGGUGACAACCCUGAAAGCUUUUGAAAAUGAUGACUCUAUGCAUGUGGCAGUUUUACAUGGCAAGGGAGGGAAUUUUUGUGCUGGGUACGACCUUCAAAAUCCGGAGGAUACAUUGUCUAAUUUGAAAGAAUCUACCAACUAUGGCCAGUAUGGGCCAAUGGGUUCACCCAAGUUGUUGGUGGAUAAGCCUAUCAUUGCGGCUAUUGAGGGAUAUGCGGUCGCUGGAGGCCUGGAACUGUCCUUACUCUGUGACAUGAGGGUAGCCGAUGAGACUGCCGUCAUGGGUGUGUUCUCCCGGCGAUUUGGGGUACCCUUGAUUGAUGGUGGAACGGUUCGCUUACCAAAACUGAUUGGCUAUGCUCGGGCCAUGGAUCUUAUCUUGACAGGCCGUGCCGUGUCUGCCAAGGAGGCAAUGGAGUUUGGUCUCGUGAAUAAAAUGGUAUCAACAGGUACAGCACUAGGAUGUGCCAUCCAGCUCGCUCACAGCAUCGCCGAAUUCCCUCAGGAGUGUUUACGUGCCGACAGACGAUCAGCACAUUAUGCCACAUUCGACGCCGAAUCACUAUCGGACGCUUUAAGAUACGAGUUUGAAAACGGAAAGGAUGUAAUCGCUAGAGAAUCAAUCCAGGGGGCUAAAAAGUUUUUGGAAGGGGCUGGGCGUCAUGGGUCCUUCAAGAAUCCUGCUACCUACCGGACUAACAAAAACGAGCCAUCGUCUUCUUAACCUUUUGCUGUUCAAUUGACAAUACAGUGGUUGUACCCCCGCCACUCUUGCCGAUUUCCAUCCCACGAAUUACAGUGGUCAAAAGCCGACAUGGGGUUCUCCAGUCCUUGGAGAAGUCGAUCAUACAAACAACUCGACAUCUUUAGGACGAUUUCAAAAACGUUUUUUCGAAGAUGGGCCUGGUGAGAAAUCUUCAAUGGUCGGCGAGGAUUUCAGUUCUCCUUGGAUGUUGAUUUGAACAUGAUAUCUUCAACAGGGGAUAUAAACAGCUGCAAUUCGCAACUAGUGACACAGCAUUUAUUGUAACAAUAUGAAAUAAAGAAACGCCAGAGUGAGAU
Molecule: messenger RNA, 1262 nt
Organism: Lineus longissimus
Lineage: Eukaryota; Metazoa; Nemertea; Pilidiophora; Heteronemertea; Lineidae
Product: enoyl-CoA hydratase EchA19-like
Exons: 6
Coding region: 1-924 (307 amino acids)
Molecular function (GO): catalytic activity
Source: RefSeq, a predicted model, not a curated record